Messenger RNA from Vittaforma corneae ATCC 50505, 858 nucleotides. RefSeq lists its product as uncharacterized. NCBI's taxonomy places the organism in Eukaryota, Fungi, Microsporidia, Nosematidae. Gene Ontology annotation, molecular function: protein binding. The coding region runs from base 1 to 858 and encodes 285 amino acids. The record is from RefSeq and is a predicted model, not a curated record. The transcript has a single exon.
AUGCUACCACGAUUGAUAUGUAAAAGUGCCUGUCUGUCAUGUGUUUUCAUCACAGUCAUUCUCUUUACCUUAGCUUUCCUUUUGUACAUCUCAAACACUCUAACUCCGCUCAUUCUAAUUAAAGAUCCCGACUUUUUGAAGUUCAGAUCGGAGAUCUCUCCGAAGAUUGAAGAAUAUCUAAAAAAAGAAGAGCUAUCAACAGAGCAGAAAAGCAUACUGCAGUACUACAAGAAUGAUCUGCUCGAUAUCUUUGUCAUGAACGCUUGGAAUACAACUCGAGGUGUUCCACAGGAUGUUGUCACUUCUAUCGCUCAGAGUGUUGAAUCACUAACAGGCAAAAGCCUAGAAGGCGUUACAGAGAGCAUGAGGAACAAGCUAGCAUGUCUUCAGGCAUAUCUGCAAAAGUAUAAAAAUGUUGCCCAAUUGGACCUUUCUGGAUUUUAUCUUUCUAGAAUUCCCAUUAAAGCUCUAAUGUUUUUUGACCAGUUGAAUUGGCUAAACUUAAGCUCAACCAAGCUUAAUAGGAACAUUGAGUCUCUCAGAGCUCUGCCUAAUUUAAAGACUCUAAUUUUAGAAAAUAACGACAUUUUUAAAUUUCCUGAUUUUUCUGGGUUUGGACAAUUGAGAACUGUUGUUUUGGAUUCAAACCCUCUUGCAAAUAUUGACUUUUUGGAGUAUAAAAUAAUGAAUGAUGUAUUUAAGACAGUUAAUAUUGCUGAACUUUCACUGAAAAAUGUUAAAAUCGUGAAAAUAGACAAUAUCAACAAGGUAUUUCCUAAUCUAAACUAUCUUAUAUUGACUGAGGAAUAUGUUCAAGAAUUACCUAAACUGAAGAAUGGCAGGGUUGUAUUGGAAUGA